AUGGCCGCCGCCGACCUCACGCUGCUGCUUCUCGCAUCUCUCCUCGCCAUCCCGCUCUACUUCCUCUUGGCCGCCACCACCAGACGCAGGACGCCGCCACGCGGGAGCAAAACGCGGCUCCCGCCGGGGCCGUGGGCGCUGCCGGUGAUCGGGCACCUGCACCACCUGGCCCGGCCGGGGGGCGGCCGCCUCCCGCAUCGCGUCAUGCGCGACCUGGCGCGUCGCCACGGCCCGCUCAUGCUGCUCCGGUUCGGCGAGGGCGCCGAGGGCAUCCUCUUCGCGCCCUACGGCGACGACUGGCGCCACCUCCGCAGGGUGUGCACCCAGGAGCUCCUCACCGCCCGCCGCGUCCACUCCUUCCGCCCCGUGCGCGAGGACGAGCUCCGCCGCCUGCUCGCCUCCGUCGCCGCCGCCUCGGCGUCGGGGACGGGGACCGUCGUCAACCUGACCGAGAAGAUAUCGACCUACAUCGCCGACUCCACGGUGCGCGCCAUCAUCGGAAGCCGACGGCUCAAGGACCGCGACGCAUACCUGCGGAUGCUCAAGGUCCUCUUCGGCAUCAUGCCCGGGAUGAGCCUGCCGGACCUCUUCCCGUCCUCGCGCCUCGCCAUGCUCCUCAGCCGCGCCCCGGCCCGGAUCCAGGCCUACCGCCUCAGCAUGCGGCGGAUCAUGGACGGCAUCAUCCAGGAGCACCGGGACAGGGCAGCCGCCGCCGACGGCGACGACGAGGAGGACUUCGUCGACGUGCUCCUCAGACUUCAGAAGGAAGUGGACUCCCAGUUCCCGCUAACAACCGAGAACAUCAAAACCGUCAUGCUGACCUCAAAGUUCGCUGCUUGCACGCACAGGACAUAUUUGGCGCGAGCACGGAGACGUCGACGACGACGCUGGACUGGGCGAUGGCCGAGCUCCUGCGGAACCACGAGGGCCAUGGAGAAGGCGCAGCACGAGGUCCGGCAGGCGCUCGCCGGCCACGACACGGUGACCGAGGACAGCCUAGCCGGCCUGCGCUACCUGCGGUUCGUCAUCAAGGAGUCGCUGCGGCUGCACCCGCCGGCGACGAUGCUGGUUCCACGCCAGUGCCAGAGCGCGUGCCAGGUGCUCGGGUUCGACGUGCCGGCGGGCAUCACGGUGAUCGUGAACGCGUGGGCGAUCGGCAGGGACCCGGCGCACUGGGACGAACCCGACGAGUUCUUGCCGGAAAGGUUCGAGCAGAGCACCAGGGACUUCAGGGGCGCGGACUUCGAGCUCAUACCGUUCGGUGCCGGGCGGCGGAUCUGCCCCGGCAUGGCGUUCGGCCUGGCUCACAUCGAGCUCGCGCUCGCGGCGUUGCUGUUCCACUUCGACUGGAGCUUGCCGGGAGGGCUAGCGGCCGAGGAGCUCGACAUGACCGAGGCAUUUGGGAUUGCCACGCCACGGCGUUCCGACCUUUUGGUGGUGGCAAUCCCUAGUGUCCCACUGCCCACAACCUACGGAUGCUAA
Messenger RNA from Miscanthus lutarioriparius, 1482 nucleotides. NCBI's taxonomy places the organism in Eukaryota, Viridiplantae, Streptophyta, Magnoliopsida, Poales, Poaceae. The record is from the annotation of a GenBank genome assembly.